Scatophagus argus is the source of this 1861-nucleotide messenger RNA. Its product is annotated as membrane progestin receptor beta-like. Gene Ontology annotation, cellular component: plasma membrane. Gene Ontology annotation, molecular function: nuclear steroid receptor activity; steroid binding. The transcript has 5 exons. The record is from RefSeq and is a predicted model, not a curated record. Bases 143 to 1222 code for a protein of 359 amino acids. Gene Ontology annotation, biological process: response to steroid hormone. NCBI's taxonomy places the organism in Eukaryota, Metazoa, Chordata, Actinopteri, Scatophagidae.
GUCUGGCCUUCCCACGCCGCCCUCACCCGUCCGUCCCGCUUGGCUCUGCCUUCCACUGUCGCCCUUCUGUUUUAACCAUGUGAUUAUAAACAUUAUUUAAUUAUUUUCUUCGUACCGAAGAACGAGCUGAUCUUCUCCCAUCAUGCCUCGGGUGUCGUUCGCCUCUCCCUCACUGUGCCUCACCUUCCUUCCUCUGCUCAACCGCCUCCUCCCCUCCCUCCCCCAAACUGUGCAAGACGUGGACGUGCCGCCGUUGUUUCGGGAGCGGUUCAUCUUGUCCGGGUACCGUCCUGUGGGCCACACGUGGCGUUGCUACGUGCUCAGUCUCUUCCAGAUGCACAACGAGACUGUGAACGUGUGGAGCCACCUGCUGGCCGCUGUCUGUGUGCUGAUGAGGUUCCUGACGUUCACCGUCCUGCAGGGAGGGGGGAUCCUGGGUUUUCGGCUACGGGGUCCCGAAGGUCAGGGCUUUUCUGUGGACGUCUCCUCACUUCCUCUGGUCCUUUAUGUUUUCUCCGCCAUCACGUACCUGAGCUGCAGUGCUGCUGCUCACCUGUUGCAGUCCCACUCGGAGCAGGCACAUUACUCGCUGUUCUUCCUGGACUAUGUGGGUGUGGCUGUCUAUCAGUAUGGCUGCGCUCUGGCUCUGUGCCUGUACAGCUCCGACGCAGCCUGGACACAAAAUUUCUGGCAGGUUUUUCUCCCAGCAGCCGCCCUCCUUGCCUGGUUCUCCUGCACCGCCUGCUGUUUUGCAAAGCUUCGUUUCCGGCGGCCGUACCCACUCCACAGGAAGCUCUGUCAGGUGCUGCCGAUGGGCGUGGCCUACUUGCUAGACAUCAGCCCCGUCGCCCACCGUCUCUCCACCUGCAGCUGGACGAGCAGCUCUGCAUUGCCGCUGCACUUCCUGCAGGUGGUGCUGUUCCUGCUGUCAGCGUUCUUCUUCUCUUGUCCCAUACCUGAACGCUUUUCCCCAGGAAGCUUUGACAUCAUCGGCCACGGCCACCAGCUCUUCCACAUCCUGUUGUCCCUCUGCACGCUGGCCCAGCAGGAGGCGCUGUUUCACGACUUUCUGUGGCGGAGGCCAGCCCUGGUGAGGGAGUUUGGAGAGGAGCGCCUCCUGCUGGCCUGCGCCUCCUUCCCCUGCCUGACAAUCUGCUGCAUGAUGACAGCAGGCGCUAUGAGGGGGCGAGCUCAAGUUCAGCUGAUGAAAGAGCAAAGAUAGAAGAAGAAGAAGAAAAUGUGAUUUCAUGUGCACAACUUCUGAAGGACUUUCUUUGCGUUUGGGAAGCAUUUCUGCAGACAAAUGUGGGCUUUUGUAAACGUGUGAAUUUGCAUGUCUGUGCUGUGUGUGCAGCUGUCAGCUCCUCAGGGCAGAUCAUCAUCAUCCUCAUCAUCAUCAUCAUCAUCAUCACAUUCCAGCACUGAUCUUCUGGAUUUACUGGUUUCUGCUUUUUGACAUUCUUUCAACCCAGUAACACCAGUAAAAUUAGUGACGUCUACAGCCGUUGAUACAAGCUGAUGUUGUAGCUCAUGUUAUCGUGACACUUGCUGAGUCUUCUGUUCAGAUGGAGGUUAGCUUGUGUUAGCUGCCUCUGUGUCAUGGAUCCAGAUGCUGAAGACAGAGCUGAAGUUAAACCAGAACUUCAUUCAAAAUCCCACUGACAUUUGACUAAUUAAAAACAUGUUGUGUGUCUCGCCUCAUUUGAAUUUUUUGUUGUUUCCUGUUUAGCAGGUUGGGUGACAUAGAGUUUCAAUUCAUUUCAAAUAAUUUUGUAAAUCUGAAAUUCUUUCAGCACCACCACAGCAACAACAAUCUCACUCACCUCAACAUAACAUCUGCAUAUUAAUCUGAAACUAUUCA